AUGGCGUCGGACGGCAAAAAUGAACCCGAGCAUGUCAGAAAAUUAUUUAUUGGAGGAUUAGACUAUAGAACAACAGACGAUUCUCUGAAGAAGCACUUCGAGCAAUGGGGAGAAAUCGUCGACGUGGUGGUGAUGAAGGACCCGAAGACCAAGCGCUCGCGAGGAUUUGGUUUCAUAACCUACUCCAGAGCACACAUGGUAGAUGACGCGCAGCGCGCAAGACCUCACCAAGUUGAUAACCGCGUGGUUGAGCCAAAACGCGCUGUACCGCGCCAGGAAAUUGGACGCCCCGAGGCUGGUGCAACCGUGAAAAAGCUCUUCGUCGGCGGAUUGAAGGAUGACCACGAGGAAGACGAUUUGAGACAGUAUUUCCAAGGUUACGGAAGCAUCAACUCCAUCAGCAUCGUUACCGACAAAGAGACUGGUAAGAAACGCGGGUUUGGUUUCGUCGAAUUCGAUGACUACGAUCCCGUGGAUAAAAUUUGUUUGCAACGGAAUCAUCAGAUCCGAGGAAAGCAUGUCGAUGUCAAAAAGGCUUUAAGUAGAGCAGAGAUGGCCUCAGCGACCGGAGGAAGCGGUGGCGGUGGUAGUGGUGGAGGUGGUGGCGGCGGUGGUGGAAGCCGUGGCGGUCAAUCAGGAGGUCGUGGUCCACGAGGUGGAAACCAAGGAGGUGGCAAUUGGGGUAACCGCGGCUCAGGCGGUGGUGGUGGAGGUGGUGGCGGCGGUGGCGACUGGAACAACGGUGGCGGUCAAGGAGGUUACGGCGGUGGAAACCAGAACAACUGGGGCGGUAACGGACCUUGGGAAAGUCAAAACCAAGGCGGCAACUGGGGCGGUCAAGGAGGCCAGGGCGGCUACAACAGCGGCGGUAACUGGAGCAACGAUAACUUCGGCAGCGGGUACCAACAAGGUUACGGCGGCGGGCCUGUAAGAAGUAAUUUCAACUCCGGCGGACGACCUGCACCCUACGGUACUAGUAUGGGCCCUAGUGGAAGACAAUCUGGUGGAGACGCGAGGUGGAUGCCACCCUUCGGUGGACAAGGACCCAUGGGAGGUAAUUCUGUAGGAGGUGGUGGUGGCGGUGGAUACGGAGGCGGCAAUCAAGGUGGAUACGGCGGCGGAAACAUGGGUGGUGGCGGUGGUGGUGGUGGCGGCGGUGGUAACAUGGGUGGCGGAAGACUGAUUGAAUAA
Molecule: messenger RNA, 1191 nt
Organism: Cotesia congregata
Lineage: Eukaryota; Metazoa; Arthropoda; Insecta; Hymenoptera; Braconidae
Source: the annotation of a GenBank genome assembly